GUUCUACAGGACACCACAGUGUUGCUGCUUGCAGGGAUCAGUAAAGCACAACAGCCCAAACUCAGUUGUUGGAACAAACUUGUUGGUCUGCACAAAAGUCCCACAAUGUAAUUUCCUGAUCCAGAUUCUAUGCUUCUCUUCUGAGUAAUGAUCCAGCAGGCAGGAUGCUGGGGAUGGCACGGCCAAUACAAAACUGCUGGAGCACUGAGCAGGCUGGAGACUCAGAAAAUACACCUGAAAAGUAUUUGUCUGCAGUAUCAGCUGUAUCUUCUUCUGAACAGCCAUUUCUUUUGCCUUUUAAAGAAUGAGAUGGGACUAAUCAUCUUAUGUGCUUAUGUACCAAAGACAGAAGCAGGUCAUUGCAAGUGGGCAGAAGUUCUGAAAGACUUGGAGAAGAUCAAGACAUCCAAAAAUAUUGAUGUCAGUUUAUAUACUGCAAACACAGAUGAGGAUGAAGAAUGCCAAGAACCUGUAAUGAGAUGCUUUUUCUUAGAGACAGAAGUGAUUAUUCAAGAAUGUCGUAUCAAAAAUUGUAGUGAAACACAGGAUGUAGUGAACAUAUGGAAAAAUGGAAAUGCAAGUUUAGAAAAUAAAAAGUUGAAUUCCACAACAUCAGCAAAAUGCAAAGAAUGUGAAGAAUACGAAGAAAAAAGUUUUACAGAAUUUAUACAGAGUUUUGAAAAGGUUAUACAGAGGGACUGCAAACACUGACCAAAAGACACAAGUUGGGAAACAAGAUUCUUCCAUAAACAUUCUCAGAGAAAUUAGGUUAUCACCAACAAUAAAUUGGAAAAAGAACAUCA
This is a messenger RNA of Neopelma chrysocephalum (saffron-crested tyrant-manakin), 803 nucleotides long. RefSeq names its product interleukin 15 (gene IL15). Gene Ontology annotation, cellular component: extracellular region. Gene Ontology annotation, molecular function: cytokine receptor binding; cytokine activity. Gene Ontology annotation, biological process: positive regulation of tyrosine phosphorylation of STAT protein; immune response; positive regulation of immune response. The record is from RefSeq and is a predicted model, not a curated record. NCBI's taxonomy places the organism in Eukaryota, Metazoa, Chordata, Aves, Passeriformes, Pipridae.